Messenger RNA from Lagopus muta (rock ptarmigan), 11610 nucleotides. Its product is annotated as carbohydrate sulfotransferase 4-like. The coding region runs from base 3323 to 4456 and encodes 377 amino acids. The transcript is spliced from 2 exons. Gene Ontology annotation, cellular component: Golgi membrane. Gene Ontology annotation, biological process: carbohydrate metabolic process; keratan sulfate proteoglycan biosynthetic process; N-acetylglucosamine metabolic process. Gene Ontology annotation, molecular function: N-acetylglucosamine 6-O-sulfotransferase activity. NCBI's taxonomy places the organism in Eukaryota, Metazoa, Chordata, Aves, Galliformes, Phasianidae. The record is from RefSeq and is a predicted model, not a curated record.
CCAAGGAAGUCCUGGCAUUGCUCAGGAGUGGUAGGGGGAACAAAAUGCUAUGGGGAAACUGGUUGUGCAAAGCUUGUUUGGAGGUAAAGGGUGGCACAUAACCUCGUGCAUUAGAAAUAGUGUGGCUAGCAGGAGCAGGGAGGUGAUCAUCCCCGUGUACUCAGCACUGGUGAGGCCGCACCUCGAGUACUGUGUUCAGUUUUGGGCCCCUCACUACAACAAAGACAUUGAGGCCCUGGAGCGUGUCCAGAGAAGGGCAAUGAAACUGGUGAGGGGUCUGGAACACAAGUCUUAUGAGGAGUGGCUGAAGGAGCUGGGAUUGUUCAGUCUGGAGAAGAGGAGGCUCAGGGGAGACCUCAUUGCACUCUACAACUUCCUGAAGGGAGGUUGUGGUGCAAAAGGGUCUGGCCUCUUCUCCCAGGCAAAUAGUAGGACCCGAGGAAAUGGCAAGAAGUUAUACCAGAGGAGGUUUAGGUUGGAUAUUAGGAGAAACUUUUUCUCUCAGAGGGUGGUCAGGCACUGGAAUGGCCUGCCCAGGGAGGUGGUGGAGUCGCCAUCCCUGGCAGUGUUCAAGAGGCGCCUGGAUGAGGAGCUAUGAGAGAUGGUUUAGUAGCUUGUGGCACUGAUAGGAAUGGGAGGGUGGUUGGACUAGAUGAUCUUGCAGGUCGUUUCCAACCUUGUGUUUCUGUGAUUCUGUGAUUUGUCCAAGAUGAACAUGUAGGCCCUGUCAGAACUUGACACCAGAUGAGCUGACCUCCUUCAGUAGUAUUACCCAUGAGUAUUGGAGGAAGGAAAUAUUCAGUGUGUCAAAGGGAGAUAUGGACAGGAUUCCAAGAAGUGUCCAGGACUGUAGGAAAGACAAUGGGUAUAAGAGGAAGUGGCAGCAGGAGGCCGGGGGACAGCAUUUUCUUAAGGUGACUAGGAGCAAUUUUGAAACCAGACUAUGAGAAAGUAGAGGAGCUGUGGAAAAGGAAGGCUCAGUGUGGGCCAAGUCUUGCUAUUGAUCGAACAAGCACACAAGACUCAUUGUCAGCAGGGAUAUUGUCACUUGAAAGCUGGCUAGCUACGCUUAACAACUGUUCAGGACAAGGUUGUGGUUGCGUCUUAUACGUUAGCCCUCAGUCUGAGAACCCAGCUGAAGGGUUCACUCACAUAUGGGUGAAGCAGGAUGGGUGGAAGAAUCAGCCAGCAUCUUUACUCUUGCUUACUGCAACUCUGGGUAAUUAUUCCUGUAUGCUUGCUGUACUCACAUGCACCUAUUACCUCAAAAUCCUACUCCCAGUCAUUAUCAGUGUUCCAUGAGUAAGGUGCAAGUCAUUCCCUAAACUGUUUGGCGUUUUAGGCAAAUAGUUGAGCUAAAUGGGAGCAAAGUCUGAAGAUCAAGUUUAUCUUCUGGGACUAGACUGUAUCAGUUCAGGCUUGUAUAUUUACCUUAAACUGUUUAUAACUCAGAUUAUAACUUUACAGUUUAUCUCAAACACAAGAAAAAAGCUGUAGCAACAGAAAUCCAGUGUCACACCAGGCUGUGCCAGGGAAUUGCUAUGGAGAAUUGCUAUGUCUCAUGUAGGACACCACUUAAGUUAUCUCCCUUGUUGUUCCUCAUUUUAGAAAUCAGAUGGAGUGGGUUCUGCUCUGGCUCAGGAGAAACCAACCCUAACUGGCAUUUAGUGUGGGCAUUGCAUCUAUGCAUUCUGGCACUUGCCUGACUGUAGAUAUUCCUUUCCACCUCCUAUGAACAACCAAUUCUAAUGCAACCAGAGAACGAGAGUGGAUGUAUAAAGCAUCCCUGCCAAAAAUAUCUCUUUUCAAAAGCCAAAGAAUUCUGCUUUGCUCUGCUGCCCUCAGCCCUAUGAAAGCAACAAGCAAUCAAGCAAUUGAAGUGCAGGUUCGUUCUUUUUUUUUUUUUUUCCGACUAGUAUCAAAGAGCCAGGCUUUCCCUGUAAAUGCUAAAAUCCAGUGGUCAGUAGCGGGGUUAGCAGGCCUUAAUGUGAGCAGCUGCACUGUAGCUUUAUGUCACAGAUCUAGCAGAUAAAAACUUUCUCUGUCCUCUACAGCCUUAGUCACCUCAGCUAGAGAACACCUAAACUUCCUCUGCCUCGAGACAGAGAUCUCUUUCUGUGGCAAGCAUUUGCAAGUCCACAGUCACUGCAUUGAUUCACAUGGUAGCUCCUGAUUUUAUGCAUCUGGGAUGCAGGAAACAUGAGUCAUGAACUAACUGAUCUUUCUAAAUAAAUAUUAGCAAACACGACAGUGAGACUUGUAGCCUAAAUCCACCCUUCUGCCAAGAGGAUUUAAAAAAAAAAAAAAAAAAAAAAAAAAAAAAAAAAGGCAAUAGCUUUGAGAAUCUCCAAGGUUGAAGUCAUGAUUCUGAGCCACACAGGAUAACAAACUUCCAUUUAAAAAAAGAAUGUACCUCCCAUCCAUGCCUGGAAUCCUAUCAGCAAGUAAACAUUGCUUUCUCCAAAGGAGGGUGUUCCCAAGGGCACGGCUCUUGAGGUGGAGGAGUUUGUUUUGAAGAAGAGGGGAAAAAGGCACAGAAUGUAUGAAGGCCUUUCAUCAGUUGUAUGUUGCACAAAGCUGUGCUCCUGUGUGUGACAGAUGGCUCCAGGGUUCGUAUUCUUAAUAUUCUUCCACUGACUUAAGCACUAGAGCUCCUUUUGCAAUUGGUGGAGAGAUUUCUGCAGCAUUGUUCCCAUGACCUGCUUCAUAUAUAAAUACAGAAUAAGAGAAAAUGUGUUCUCCAGGGCAUGCGAGGGCAGUUGCUAAAAUUCUGGCUAGCAGUAAAGAUUGCGUAUAGGGAGAAAUUGUUCUUAGUCUCUUUUGAUACAAAAAUGUUGAUGUUAUUAAAUACAGUUGUAAUAUGCUAGGUUCGAAACAGAGGGCAGUAGUUCUCAAUGUGCAGCCAGAUGUUCUCAUUGCCAGGGAGUACUGUAGAUGCCAGAAGUACCAGCGAGUUCAAAGCAUGUCUGGACAAGUGAAAACAAAAAACCUAGGUGCUAUGAAAUACAAAGACCACUUUACUCUCAACUGAUUUUAUUACACAGCUUCAGUACUAAUGCCUAUUCAAAAAAAUCACCCUCUCCUCUUGUCAUAGUCAAUGGAAAGAAACAUGAACUUCUAGGACAUCACUCUAACUUGUUUUGAACAUCUGUGUUUGGAUAGGUGAAUCAAGUACUCCAAACCUCGCUGCAGCUGUGGGAGCGCACAUGGAGGAAAGCAUAUUCUCUUCUUUGGGCAGCUGCUCUUGAUGGAAGAACACAGGGCAAAAUUUGAUCAGGCUUUUCAGCUGAGCUAGUUCUCCUUCUCCAAGUUCCUUUCAACCAUGAUGAAACCUAGGAUACAGAUGCUUCUGAUUCUGGCAGUUCUGUUUGUUCUUCUGAUCCGCUUCCACUUCCUAACCUGCAGCAACAGUGCCUCCCUGGAAUUAAAAUCUUCUGCAGUCCACAUUCUCAUUCUCUCCUCCUGGCGGUCAGGAUCAUCCUUCACUGGCCAGCUUUUCAGCCAGCACCCCAGUGUCUUCUACCUGAUGGAGCCUGCAUGGCAUGUAUGGGUUACAAUGUACCAGAACAGUGCCAAAGUCUUGCACAUGGCGGUGCGGGACCUGGUCAGGUCAGUCUUUCUCUGUGAUAUGUCUGUUUUUGAUGCCUACAUGUCUAGCGAGAAGAAAAAGUCUGACUUAUUUCAGUGGGAGAAAAGCCGAGCCUUGUGCUCCCCUCCUGCCUGCGACUUCUUCAGUCGCAGCGACAUAAUUUCUGCAGGAAACUGCAGAACUCUCUGUGGUAGAUACUCAUUCAGCAAGGUGGAAGAAGCUUGUAAAACCUACAGCCAUGUUGUCAUCAAGGAGGUUCGCUUCUUUGACCUGAAGGUCCUCUACCCACUUCUCACCGAUCCAUCCUUGAACCUCAAAAUAAUUCACUUGGUCCGUGAUCCUCGGGCUGUGUUCAGGUCCCGACAGAAUACAGUGGCAGAGCUGAAACGUGACAGUGACAUUGUUGUGGGGUCCCAGAAGGCAAAGGGAGAACUGGGACCUUACAACACAAUGCAAGAAAUCUGCAAAAGCCAUGUUGAGAUUUACAAGGCAGGCAGCCAGGCUGUUCCCAGCUUUCUGAAGGAUCGUUACCUGCUAGUUCGUUACGAAGACAUUGUCAGAGAUCCACUAAGAAAGGCUGCUCAGAUGUAUAGGUUUGCAGGACUCCAUUUCACACCAGAACUUCAGAAGUGGGUGCACAAUAUUACCCAUGGGAAGGGAAAAGGAGAACGAGCAUUUGAUACUGGAUCCAGAGACGCACUGAGCACAUCUGAGGCCUGGAGAAACACGUUUCCCUUUGAAAAAGUAGAAAAAGUUCAAAGUGUGUGCAAGGAUGCAAUGGACUUACUGGGGUACCGGCUAGUUCAGUCUGAAGAAGAACAGAAAGACAUGUCACUGAAUCUUUUGUUUGGACAGAACAAAUUCUGAAUGCAGAAAAGCUGCUCUCUGUACCUCCUCUCUGAAUGCUGCAUGGUGGUGGACUUAUACUGAAGAGGGUAGAGGUAUAUCAGUGGGUGGGUGGGUGAGGUCAGGUACUACAGGAGUGCUGGCAGCACUUACCACAGUUUUACCAGCAACAGCACAGGGUAACUCUCAAGCUACAAUACAGGCUGGAGUAAUGCAAAUCUGUUAUCCAAAUUAAGUUUGGGGUGUAUGGGAAAGAGGAAUUAUGUGUAGAUGGAAGCAAACAGGCUGCCAGAGGAAUGGAAUUGGGUGUCAGAGCUCAAACCCCUCCACAAGCCACAGCUAAGUACUGGAGAAACUAUGUGGAACAACUGCACUGUAAUGGAAGAGGACAUAUAAAUGGAAGCCAAAGGAAGAGAACAUUCUUUGUCAUGCUGCCACUUGGGAACAUAUAAAGCUGGAAGAGAGACAACGAUAAGCAUAUGGUGUUUUCUGGAAAGCUCUCCCUCCUCCCCCCCCCCCUCCCCAGCUCCAUUCCUGUGCCUGAGCCUUUAACAUUCAUGGCAAUGGUGGCAGAAUGUCUUCAUUCAUUUGCCAUAUAGUGGGAAAAAUGGAAUAAACCAGCUAUAGUUGUAAAUGAAAACUCCUAGGUCUGCACAUAGGGAUCUAUUUCUGAGAUGGGGUGAACCCACUGAUUUUUUCAGCUGAAGUAAUUAUAUCUUCUAGCUUUCCAAACCAGGAGUUCUUGACCUGGGAGUUCUCACAGUUCAUGUGAGAAUGAGAAGAAUUCAUGCUAGUGCUAAGACUAUAAAAGGGUAGGAACACAGUUUCUAUUGAUAUGCAUAGUGAAACUGAAAGAUAGGUUUGUGGCAGUGUAUUAAAAAAAGUUGAGAACAAUAAAUUAUUAUAUUGUAUUAUUUAUUUGGUGAAAGCAUUUCCUGUCUUAGGGCACGUGCAAGGGACCUGAAGGCCCCCGAAUAAAGAAUGAUCCUAGGAUGGAACAAGUAUCCUGACAGUUUUAAGGGAACCGAUAUUUGUGUCUGUGGCUGCAAAUGCCUUGUUUUGUUGAGAGAGCUGACCUUGGUAGCUGGUCUUGUUUUUGCAAAGACUUGUUUUGCAAGGUGUUCCUCUUGGGCUCUGUCACACACUGGCUUCGUGGGUACAGGGUGCAGUGGAACAAACCCUGCAGACGCUGAGGAGAAUCAAAGCAGAAUCAAAGGAAAGCAGCUGUGGUGGGAGAGAGGAAAAGUGCCCUUUGGAGGGGAUGCCCUGCUGGCAUGGUCCUUCUCUCUCCUUUUCAGUGGUUUGUCAUCUUUCAAGGAUUGGUGAGUAAUUGGGAUUGGACAAUCCCAGUUGUAGGGAUUAUCUAAAAAUGGAUGCCGGUAUGUGUAUGAGUGUGUGUAUGUUGACCAAAACUCAUAACCCUCUGUUCUGCUCUGAGCACAUGGUUUGCUUGCCUCUGCUACUGAGCCAUCUUGUCUCUCAGAUCCAAGUGUACCCUAAAAAGAUCACCGUAAAAUUUCAUAGAGUUUGCUAUUGUCCACUAUCUCCUAUAUCAAUCAGAAAUGUCAUUCUUCCAUCUUCAAUGGGAAUAUCCAGAUUAAACCUGAACAACAGAAUUUUUAUCUGUUUAUAACAGCACUUUGUAAGAAAAUGAGGAAAUCUUGCUAUCAGACACGUGGAACAAAAUGUCCACAGAGCCCCUUCUGAGGAUCCCAUUUCAAACGCAAGUUGCAGUGUCCCUUUAACAUUGAUUCUCAGCUUAGUUAAUUUUUUUUUUAAAGUCUGAAGCAGGGAAAUCCAUGUCUAAAAAUUCACUGAUACACUGUCUCAAUUUGACUCCACUUCCUUAAACCAACUGGCAAGCAACAGCUCAUUUAAAUUUAUUAAUUAGGCAAAUUUACUACUGUAAUGUAUACUGUUAACCAGGAAUAAACAAUCACAGACAGGUUACAAGCAUCUCUAUCUUGGGAGUACAGAGAACUGUAAACUCCUCCCAUGAUCUUCAAAAUGGCACACUGUUAACACAUGCAAGAUAAGUGGGGACAAAUUUAAUGCUUCUCUGCUCUUUUUACAACACUUUCCCAAGGCCUGUACUAAUUUGCAGCACUGCUAGGAGCACAGCUGUUUUUGCACUUCUCUAGUGACUGCAUUCAUGUUUGGAAGUGUGUAUGCGAGAAGCAGUGUCCAGGUUCUAUGUAUUGUGUUUGAUGGGUGACAGGAGUCACCCUUACUGAUACUUAUCUCGAAUAACAGGAAAAAGACUCUUCUGUCAAAUUUACAGUUGAAUUUUGUUAUUAUUGAUGUUGUCACAGAUAAUCAAUUAAGGUUUUAUUAUGUGCUGAUUCUGGUAAGGAAAGCAGAGAAAGUACUUCCACAGAUGCUGAGCAGUUAUGUUGACUAUCAAAACAAAGUAGCUGCAACAUAGACUAGACUUUGGAAUAAACUGAGUCAUCUGAAGUUAACGGUCUGCUCUGGGACUGCCAAGCGUAGAAGCUCAAAGAAGUGGAUGGCUUCCCAUCCCAGAAGCAUCUCUGCAGGCACCUUCAGUGAGGCGAGCAUCAGUGUCUCAGAUCCUGCACGCCUUUGAGGUAAGAGACCAUCCUGCAGCAGUUAGGAAGGAAAUUGCAGGUACAACUGUGGAGCAGGAGGUGACAAAUGGAAGUUAGUGGCCCAGAAAGGGAUCUGGUAGAAGUACAAUUUGUCAGCAGUGAGGAAAGAUGAUAUGAGCUGGAGAGAGGAUUGUGUUUUCCAAUUUCUGAUGUAACUCAGUAUAAAUAUUUCUAAUGAUUUAGAUUUAACAAGCUAGUGUUGCAGUAUUCUUCUUGUCCAUGAAAUUCUGCUUGUUCAUGUACUUCUGUGUAUAUUCAUACCUUGUAAGUGAGCAGUGUGGGGCAGACCCCACUUAUUAACUUAUUAGCUUAUUAGCUUAUUAACUGGCUAGCAAGGCUUUCCUGACUUCCAGGUGUAGGACAAGAUAAAUGUCACUGUUUUUGAAGCUCUUUGACAUUGAAUCCACAUGUCUCUUACCACUAGACAGGGCCUAGCACACUGAAAUAUUCAGAUGCAUUACAAGGUCAGUAUGCCAUGCAUGCUGGGUUUGUCCUAUAGCUGUUGAUUGUUGCUUCGGCGCAGUAGCUAUCCAAAUCUUACUUCCAAUCAUUCUUCCCUUCUAGAUGAAGCAAUCAGCCCCAGUCACCAUGACUGAAAACAACUUAAAGCAGCUGGGACAUGGUUUAUUUCGGGAGAUGACUAAAACAGGGUUUCUCUAAGUAUAAAUUUUGUUGAUCAAAUUUAAGAUCUUAUUCCUAAUGGCUAGAAAAACUUAAUGUGAUAUUUUUGUAUCUUCCCAAAGUCUGAAUUUCCAUUUCAUCAAGUUGGAAUAAUAUUGACUCUAUUGUGAAGAUCUAGAUCUCAAUCUAGUAUUCUUUUUAAGAAGCUUUUAAAGCUAGAUUCAUGGAGGAGACAUCUGAUGUUCUGCCCAACAUUUAGGCUUCAGUCACAGAAUGGCUACUGUUGGAAGGAAUCUCUGGAGGCCAUCUGCUCCGAAUACCCUGCUCAAGCAGAGACACCUAGAGCAGGUUGCCCAGGACCAGGUCCAGGCAGCUUUUAGGGUCUUCAGGGAGAGAAGCCUGUGCCAGUGCUCUGUCAUCCACACCGUAAAAAAGUUUUACAGAUUAACUAUUACCACAGUACUGAAGACAUCUGUGGUCCUAGAACUAAAGUUCUAAUUCUUCAAAAGGAUGGAAUAGUGUAUGUUAUCAGAAUUGGAGUGAUACUGCCAGGGAUUCUCUUAGUGAAUGUGAAGACCUUCCUUUACAUGACACUUACACAAAGUUGGUGCAGGCAGGCUGGCAUAGAGAAGUAUGAUUCAUACAGCACUAGAGAAGAGCACAGUUGCUGCACUUCUAAAGAUCUCUUUAGCUUACGGGUUAUAUCACACAUUCAGCUAAAAGCAUAGUCUCAGAAGCCAGUUUUUACUGCAGUCAUAGUAAGGAGCUUUUCAGUUGAAGUGCCAAGAAACCUGUUUCUUCACAGACACAGACUCUUUUCAGUACAUUACUACAUUACUAUUACAUUUAUACGUUGAUCAAUGUUAGCUGGAGUAGCACAAGUUUUAUUAUGCAUAUUUGUUUUCAAUGGACUCGACUCUUUGUAUUAAAUAUUUAGUUGGAUGAAAAAAAAAACUUCAGUGUUUCCAGUCUCCGGUAACCAAAUGACAUAAAAUGACAUUUAAUGUAUUUUCUUAAAUUGUUGUUAAGAAAAUUGUUUUCCAUUUCCUCAGCAAACUCAGGAAAAACAAAAAAAAACAUGGAUUUCAGUGCCUCAUUGUUACGCUUCUGCUACGCUUCCCACUGCAACUACUGACAAUAAUGACUUUUUUUUUUCUUUUGGAAGCACCAAAACUAUACAGGGUGGUCAGUUGGAUUAGUGGUAGCAAAGGUGACUAAAAACAACUUUGGGGGAGGAAAAAAUACAUUUCAAGACAGUGAGCAUGACAGAUAAAACUCUGGCUAUAUCUGUUGGCGGAUGUAUAACUAAAGAUCUGUGCAGUUUGUUUAAAAACAAAUGUGAAGUUCAUAUUGUGCAAGUUUUUAGAUGAGUAAACUUUUUUAUAGCAAUGAAGUGUUAAGAUAGAAAAAUUCAAUAAUCAGAGGGGCACUUAAAAAUAAACUCCUUCACGUUGCUCUUCAGCCUAGCAUAUACAAUCUGUUUUUCAUUGGUAAUUUUAGUUAACAAUGGCCAGAAUUCAUUCACUGUAGUUAUGAAAGACUGGAAUUCAUUGAUAAUGAUGAAAGGAAGUAAGUGGGAAAUAUCCAAACUCCAGAUAAUGGUCUGCCUAGAAUUCUGAACCUCAAGGUUCUGGCACUUGCUUUGCUACGUUACUCACUCUCCCAGCUUUAUAAAUGUAGCUAUUCCAGUUAAACAAGGAAGAUAGGUGUGUAUUUCUUUGGGCUACGCAGAGUUCCUGAUACAAACAGCUCAGGGCCUCAAUACCACCUUAGAAAAAUAAGCUGUCUCACAGCUGAGGAAUCAUAGCUGUAUCCUUAGUAAAACCAAGUGGAGAAAGGGUUUCUGUCAUGGAAGAAGGCAGAGACAAAAUGCUGUGAACCUGACCUACCACAGAGACAGCUCGAAGUUCCAUUAAUGGAAAAGUGAAACAAAGAGACCAGAGCUACUGCCACAUGCUCACACACGCAAGAGUGCAGCUGUGGACAAGCAGCGCCUUUCAGGAGUUCAAAACAGAUAGAAGGUAUCCUUCUUCCAUUAGCUCUGCUUUUUUCUCAUUUUGUCAUCUUAUUCAGUUCCUAUACCUGAAGAAUUCACUAAGCAUCUAUUAAAAUGUUAGCAGCGUUAGACGACGUCUUGACAUAGUUUUACAAAGAUAAAAGCACCUUAUGCAGUCUUGGAAGUUGGCAAUGCAGGCAUGAUUAAUUGCCCUGAAAAAGACGAGCUUAUUCUCACAGGAAACGUCAACCAAGAUAGAUAAAACUAGUAAUAAGAUACAGCAAGCCUUAUGCCCCAUCUUUUUUUGUGCUGCAGCCACAUAAGGUGUUAUACAUCUUGAGUUCUAGAACAGCUUUGAUUCCACAAGAUUAUUUCAUUGAACUGUGAGGUAAUGGCACUGCUGAAAUAUACCAUACAAGCUGGAACAGGUGCUUCUGGUUAAGAGUCCUGUGCUAUUGAACCUGGCCAGAAGCAGUCCUUGAAUUUUGAAUCCAGCUGUGGAAGAUCUAGCAAACAGUACUUAUCAUUUGCUAUGGUAUCUUCCAGUCUCUUCUUAAAAUCCCAUCUGGUCUUCCAUAUAAACCCCAAUGAACUAGUCAGAGCAACAGGAAUGUGCCGUAUCACUCUCACUGUUCAGUAGAAAUGACUUGUCCAAUAAAACACCACAGUGUUAAAGUUCUGGCAUUUAUUUUGUUAACAUUUGUCAAUACUACAAGGCAGUCAGUUGGUGUUUCAAGACAUCCAUUUUCGGAAGCAGAAGUCACAGUGCACCAAGUUACCACUGACUUUCAAGAUAAUGUGGAAUUCAGCUUAGACUUGGCAAUUUCCAAAUUCAACUUAAUCUUACAAAGUGUACUACAGUGCAAUAAGCACAAACAGUGAAUAUAACUGCUACAAAUAUAUAACAGUAAUAGUAGAAAAAUAUCAACCUCUGCUUUUAUUUUACUUCACCAAAAGGAUGACUGAAUUCCAGACUUACAGGAGUUAUAAACAACUAGUGACAAGCUGUUGCUUUGAGUGAUUGUUCAAAUAACAUUUCAACAGAGUCCAGAGCACAAUUUCAGAAUUUUUCAGAUUGUCACCAUAUAUUAGAAAUUAUUUUCUCACUCCUUCCAACACAACACAGCUGAUACUUUGAACACAUUUUUUACUUCAAGUCUGAGAUGGAUGUUAGGUUACUUCACCUAGAUCGAGGAGUCUGGGACUCUUCAACCUGUAGCCAGGGAAGAGCUAAUCAUUGUUUUUAAAAUCAUAACAUGCCAGAUGACACAUUUAAUGUUAUUAAGCAAAUCCUGAAGUAUUAGCACUAGAGAACACACAUUGAAGUGGUAAUUGACUGCCUGCUGGCUUAAAAAAAAACCACUGUAAUAUGAUACUGAUUACUACAUCCCAGAGAACAUUUUUGGCCAUUCCCAAUCUCAGCAUAGAUUCAUUAGACCAAGUGCCUCAAAUAAGUCUUCUUGCAUGAAUGCUUUUGACCCUUGUUUUGGACCACUAAACUUUCAGUGGUAUCUUUGCCACACGUCAGCUACUAAUCAAGGUCUAUUAACAACAAAAAGAUAAUGAAAACAGCCAGCAGAGUGGGUUUACAUGGCGGCCUGCAGCACUCUUAAAUGACACAUGUAACAGACGGCGUACUAAUAAAGCUUUCGUUAGAGAACUGAAUAACAUUUAGCCAACCCCAUUCAAAAUCCUUUGUAUACAGCAAAGUACAGGUCAGACUGUCACAAAAAAUAUAGUAGAUAUACAGUUUUAAAUCAAAUUUGCAGUGAGAAAACUUGAUAGUGGAUAGGACCUCUCUACCAUUUUCACUUCAGAAUAUUCUGAACACAGUACAACAACCUUUUACAAGCUUUAUUUUAAAGCAUUUCUGAAACUUUUAGAAAUGCAAGCGUGAUGGAAAAUUCUGAAGUACUAUUCUGAAGUGACUUAAAAAAAAAAAAAAACAA